GUGAGGGACAGAGGGAGGGACUGAAUUACCAUAGAAACUGCUCGGACUGUUCAGAGGAGCAGCAGAGAAAAGGUGAAAGCUGAAGUGGUCCAACUGUCAAGGUCACGGAUCCAGACUGCUACAACACCACGGACUGAUCACAGCUGAAUUUUUUUUAUAUUACAGAGAGAAGGUGUGUUUUUUUGGGCGUUUUUUUUUGUUGUUGUUGAAAGCUGCCGAUGUUCGGCUGCACUGCAGUCCAAGCCUUUUGUAGGGUUUUUAUUUUUUUUACUUUUUGUAUUUUCUCGUGAUUAUUCCCAUGGGUGACUGAUGGAACAGGAGCCAUAUGGAGAAAAAAGUCCUCGCUGGCACAGGUAAACGUCCACUCAUGGAUCUGAACUCACCUCAACAUCUCCAGUAAAGGAUCGCACAAAACUGACACUAAGUGGUGCCGAUUACAAGGAUGAGAGAGAAGAAGUCUGACAGGAUCCCAAACGUACACACCACAGCGGUGUGCAAAUUCUUCCACACAUGAAAGUUACUCAAUUCAUCAGAAUGUCAUCCAGAGGUGGGGUUCCUCCCAACAUCAGUGUCUCGGUGCUCCAUACCGUGCUCAGUUCCUGGUCACCCUCUCCCUCCAUCACCCCUCCAUCUCCAUCUUGCAGCAUAGAUGAAUCCUACAAGUACAUCUUCCUCCCCAUCUGUUACUCUUUCACAUUCCUCUUCAGCAUUUUCCUUAACUCUGUCGUCCUCUACCGCUCGUUCUGCCAGACCAAGCGCUGGAAUGCCUCUCUCAUCUACAUGGUCAACCUGGCCUCUACAGACUUCAUGUACGGCCUGUCACUGCCAUUCCUUGUGGCUAGUUACAUCAUGCGUGACCGUUGGGUCUUUGGGGACUUCAUGUGCCGCCUGGUCCGUUUUCUCUUCUACUUUAACCUUUACUGCUCGAUCUUCUUCCUCACUUGCAUCUCUGUCCACAGAUACCUCGGUAUCUGCCACCCAAUGAAAGUCAUCACACUGGAGACCAAGAAGGCUGUGAAGUGCACUUGUGUUCUGGUUUGGAUUGUAGUUUUUGCUUUGACCUGCCCUAUCUUCCGGUUUGCUCAGACUGGUCAUGUGACAAGACUGGGGGGGACUGGCACCAAUGUAAGCGGUACUGACAACCAAAGCCAUGAGAUACCAUCAAUCAAUGUUAAUGCAAGCCAUGGUAACCUGGAAGGGGUCAUUGAGGAAUACCAGAACUGUUGGGACGAUGCCAUAGAUAAGGAGUUUCCUGAUUACGUACCCUAUGGCAUCAUACUCCAUUUGCUGGGCUUUUUUGUGCCUUUUUCCAUAAUUGCUUGGUGCUACUCUCAUGUUGUUCUAACCAUAUUUAGAACUCUGCAUUCACGGCCCUCAUCCCACAGAGGUCCAAGAGAGGGCGGACAUGAAGGAGUGGAGAAAAGGGAGAGAAGGAGCUCUGCAAUACUCGGAAGAGAAAGAAGAGGAAGCAAUGGAAUGUCAAGGGCAGUGGGAAGAGAUAAAGGGAUGUCCAUUUAUCUUGGCGCCCACUCCCCAUAUGCCAAUCGCAGACGUAAAUCUAUCAAGACUAUUAUCACCAUCACUCUCCUCUUUGCUCUGUGUUUCCUCCCCUUUCAUGUAACUAGGACAAUCUUCCUCCUGUUGAAAGUGACAAAUAGGGUCCCCUGUCACACCAUGACCAUGGUCUCCAUGUGCUAUAAGAUUACGAGGCCUUUGGCAUCAUUCAACGCAUGGCUCAAUGCCCUCCUUUACUUUCUAACUAAAGACAAGGCCUGCUGCCAAACGGUAAACAGCAACACCCGACAACAUGGUGGCCAUUUGUUGCCUCUAAGGAUGAUGGGAAAAGCAGAGGAUGCCGAGGAUGGAGAGAUGGAAGACGGAAUGGAUAAUAAGGAGAAUAAAGCAUUUCACAACAGUCCAGCAUACAUGAACAGAGCAAAAGUCAGAUACAUAGUUGAAUGAAUGUUUUCCUAAGAAACAAAAAAUGGGAUUUUUGAUGCACUGUGGAUUGUCUUUUACUGGAAGACAAAAUAAAACAUAUUAUCAGCACUGUAGCAAAGGCAGUGAUUAAAAAUUCUGAAUAUACCUUUUAUUUGUAGUGUUUUGGGCCUAAGAGCAGGUCUGAUGCAAGUCAUUUUUUGAAGGCUAGCAUGUGGGUAAAUACAAGAUGAAUGAAAAUGUGACCUUAUCAUGGUAAUUUUGUUAUUUUGUUGUACAUGGUGUAUAUUUAUAAAGUGUUACAGAUUUUGGUUAGUGAUCACAGUGAACACAGUGAACGUUAGUGAACACAAGUGACAGGUAUUCCAUUGAAGGAUGACAAAAUAGAGCUUGAGAGAAAAUGACAACCUCUGUCAUCCUUUGCACAACUACAGUGCUGAUGUUGGGCAAAGCAGUUAAUUGCUACUUUAAAAAAGAAUUACACUACAUAAUUACUCAGCAACAAAAAAUAAUGUGCUACAUUGGUCAUUAUUUUAAUUUCAUUAGUCAGCCUAGCUGUUAGCCUAGAGUGACCAUGUGUCCUGCUUUAUGUGGGACUGCACAGCAUUUUUAACCCUUUUCCAACGUCCCACAAAUAGAGAUGAUGUCUCGCAGUUCGAUUGGCUCUAGUUUUCAAAAGUUACGAUGCUUUUCACAGACGCUUGUCUAAAAUCUGCCUUGUGCCCAAUGGCUGUGAAGAAAGAGUGAAAGCUGUCAUUAAGGGGCUGUGUAUUGAUGUCAAUCAAACUGCGCACACAAGGGUUACUUAGGCAGAUUUUCCUCUUCACACAGAGGGAGAAUACAAUGUGAAGAGACACAGUGCAUGCGAGACGCACAAGAAACGUGUCGCCAGAAAAAAAAAAUGUCCCGAUCUAUGGAUGCAUUCCUACUGAAACCCAAAGAUGACUGUCAGACAGAUAAGGUAACAGCAGCUGAAAUAACUAGCAUUUACCACACUGUGCAGCAUUCCCAGUCAUACAGGUCAGCAGACUGUGGUAGAAGGCUAGCACCUGUCAUGUUUCCAUACUCGAACAUUACAUUACUAAUAUUUUAUUUUGUGUCAAAUUUCUAUUAAGAUUUAUUGCUUGGAUUUUAGUUAGGAGGCUUAAAAGGCUUGAAGUGAAUGAUGCCUUCUGGUUCUACUUCUGUAUGUGGUUCAGUAGAUGGUGGUACUAGAAAAGUCUGAAUAAAUUUGACACUAUGCUGUUUGAAAGGCACAACUUUUUUUGUCCCACAUUGUCCCACACAAACAUAUUCUUUGCCCCACAUUUUGUUUGUUGGGAUCUGAUCACCCUAGCCUAGCUCUGUCAAAGGUGCUUUGAGAAGGCUGUAAGGCCUCCACUCCCGGAUCAGAAGAAGAGACAGAUGUACAAACAGGAAAAUUAGUUAUUGUGGUUUGACAAGCAGGCAGCCCUGCAAUUUGUAGGUACCUAUUGACAGUUCAUCAAUGACCUUAGCCUCAGUGACAGAUGUGCAGGAGCAUGGUUACACACACAAACACACACACACACACACACACACACACACACACACACACACACACACACACACACACAAACACACAAAGCAAAACUGCUGAAUGCAGGCAUAGUUAUGGCUGGCAUCUUUGGAAUUAAAAGGAGUCAUAUUUCUUCUCAUUUGGUUAGACUACCCGCCUCCCCCCACUCAACUGAUUAUUCAUAAUUAAGCAUGCUAUUGUAGUGAAUUCAUGUCUUCAAACGCUUUAGAGAUGUUUCUAUGACUUGAUUGUAUGUUCUGAUGGUAAUGCUACUGUGUUGACAUUGAACCACAAGUUUCAAAGGAAGUGCUUGGUAGCUCAUUAAACAACAUUAACCAUAGACUGUAUAUAAAGACUGAUUACAUGAGAGCUCGCAGAAAUUGAGCCUAACAUUUUUGUAUCGCCCCUGGUAGCUGUCUGUGGUAUAGGUCAUAAACCCUGCCCACUCUAUGUUGACAAACGGGAUGUGGAUCAAACAAAAAAAAUUAAACGUACGCCAAAUUAUUUUUUUUCCAAAAAUGAUUUCUGUCAUUUUUUUAAUCACACUGCUGUAUAUUGAAGUGUUCUUGUUUCUGAAAAGUUUGGUUUUAAUUAGUUAUUUGAUGCUAGAAAAAGGGGUGAACCAUCAAGAUUGACAGCUGAGAUUGACAUUGGCAAUUGGUGAGUGUUAUUCCUGUUUGUGUGAUUCAUCAUGCCUUACUCCUCCCUAUAAAGGUUGGUAACUUUUAAAACUUUUGCUAAGAAAUCCACAGUAAAGAUGUCCACCUCUGCAAGCCACGCCACAUCCACAAUUUCUUGUCCAGCCUUCCCCAGUCAAUUGAACUCAAACCUUGAACAGUUCACGCAAUGAGCAAACACUUGGUGACAGUGGAGAGAAAUCAACCUCAAUCCAUCUCCACUGCACAUGUCAGAGCAUUCGUCAAGCAACUGUGUGCCUCUUAGGUGUCAUAACAGAAUAAAGAUCUGAAUAUA
Messenger RNA from Scophthalmus maximus (turbot), 4447 nucleotides. RefSeq names its product P2Y purinoceptor 3. Gene Ontology annotation, biological process: G protein-coupled receptor signaling pathway. Gene Ontology annotation, cellular component: membrane. The record is from RefSeq and is a predicted model, not a curated record. Lineage: Eukaryota; Metazoa; Chordata; Actinopteri; Pleuronectiformes; Scophthalmidae. The transcript is spliced from 2 exons. Gene Ontology annotation, molecular function: oxysterol binding; G protein-coupled receptor activity. Bases 511 to 1962 code for a protein of 483 amino acids.